AUGACUUACACUCUCUUCUACUCGCUCUUAUUUUCGGUCAUCAUCUGCGGAACGGCCCUCUACCUUACUCGUUCGCGAUGGAUCUCAUUACUUCCGGUACCAGACUACAUCUACCAUCGACUUCCCUCUAGCUUCACGGGCGAUCUGGAGGCCGGCUUAAGCUCGUCACAAUUCGACAUUGGCGCGAACAUUGCGGGCGGCGAUACGAGAAGUGGCCUAGACCAACGAGCCAAGCAGGAGGUGCAAAGGAUUAUGAAGACUCGUAAGGUCAAUUUUGAUGAAGCACGACGGAUUUACACCGAACAGCGAUUCGCAAAGAACAAUAUUGGACCGGACGGUCGACCUCGAGACCCCAAAUUUGUUUCAUUUUCAUGA
This is a messenger RNA of Penicillium maclennaniae, 375 nucleotides long. Its product is annotated as DUF2015 domain-containing protein. Lineage: Eukaryota; Fungi; Ascomycota; Eurotiomycetes; Eurotiales; Aspergillaceae. The transcript is spliced from 2 exons. The record is from RefSeq and is a predicted model, not a curated record. The coding region runs from base 1 to 375 and encodes 124 amino acids.